CAUCAUUCAUUCAUGCUAUUAAUCCCAAGACAAAAUUUGUUUGUGUGAAUGUUUGUAUCAUAUCAUUGCCAUCGACGCCGCUAAAUUGUGUUCCAAGUUGUGGAUGUGUAGAUGUGUGUGUGUGUGUGUGUGUGUGUGUGCAUGUCAUAACCAUCAAAUUAACCUUUAAACUCCGAUAAUUAUGUAUCAAAUAUUUAAAAAUUGAUCCAUAUACACAGACAAGAAUGAUUGGGAUCAAAUAUUUAUCCAUGGAAAACAUCAUUCUCCAAUAUUGAAAAUUAUAAAAUUCCAGCAAUAAUUAAUUGAAAAUCAUUCUUUUGAAAUGACCGAAUGCUUAUCCAUUGAUCAAUAAAAUUAUGCUGAAAAAUGAUCAGAAUUCAGAAAUAAUUGCAACGCAGCAGAAAAAUAUCAGCUAUUAAUCGAAUCAACAUCCAUUUGAUUGAUCGAAAAAAAAAAAUCAUACGAAGAAACAGCACACACACACACACACACAUCACAUCACAUCACACACAUUGAAUGGCACAGAAUUUUGUUCCACCACAAUCAACAGCCACAAUGAAUAAUACAGCCGGCCAACAGAAUUUAACAACAGGCCAAACAGUAAUUGGUGGUGGUCGUUUUGAUUUUGAUGAUGGUGGUACUUAUUGUGGUGGUUGGCAUGAUGGUAAAGCACAUGGACAUGGUAUUUGUACUGGACCAAAAGGUCAAGGUGAAUAUUCUGGUUCAUGGCAUUAUGGUUUCGAAGUAUCUGGUGUUUAUAAAUGGCCAUCCGGUGCAACAUAUGAAGGACAAUGGCAAAAUGGUAAACGUCAUGGUCUUGGCGUUGAAUAUCGUGGUAAAUGGGUUUAUAAAGGUGAAUGGACACAAGGAUAUAAAGGACGUUAUGGUAUACGUGCUAGUCUUUUAAGUAAUGCACGUUAUGAAGGAACUUGGGCAAAUGGAUUACAAGAUGGUUAUGGUUCUGAAACAUAUGCAGAUGGCGGUACAUAUCAAGGCCAAUGGUUACGCGGUAUGAGACAUGGAUAUGGUAUACGUACAUCAGCACAAUAUGGCCAUUCAAGUAUAACUAAAAUGGCAAAUCAACAACAACAACAACAACAACAACAACAACAACAUGGCCCGAAUAAAAGUUCUUCAUUACAAUCAUUGGAUACGGAAGGUGAAGAUUCAAACAUGCAACAUGGAGAACAUAGAGAUGCUUGUCGUGGUGGUUUUAUUCUUGUUGCAAAAGUAUCAGCUGCACAGCAACAACAACUUCGAUCGAAAAGACGAAAUUCUCUUACGGAAAAAGUUACAUCAAAUACAUCAUUGACUGGUGGUUUUCUUAGAGGUCUUCGGCUACGAAAACAACGUUCAACCGGUGAUCUAGAUCUUGGCCGUAAUCAAAAAUCAAUGACACCAUCAUUGAGAAGUUCACGUGAAGAUUCGGAAACACGUUCGACCGGAUCAAAAGAUUUGCAUGCAUCACAAGGGGAUAUGGGAUCGAAUGCAAGUUUCCUAUCACAGGAUGGUGAUAUUUCCGAUCCAAGUACAGUGGAAAUUUAUCAUGGUGAAUGGAAAAAUGAUAAACGUUCUGGAUUCGGUGUCUGUGAACGUAGUGAUGGUCUUCGUUAUGAAGGUGAAUGGUAUAAUAAUAAAAAAUAUGGCUAUGGUGUUACUACAUUCCCCGAUGGUCAACGUGAAGAAGGCAAAUAUAAGAAUAAUGUGCUCAUUACAAAUAUCCGAAAAAAACAUUUAUUCAUGAUGCGUAGUAAUAAAUUACGUGAACGUAUUGAAUCAGCUGUGGCUGAAGCACAUCGUGCACAACAGAUUGCUUUACAAAAAUCCGAUAUUGCCGCAUCAAGAACGGCAACGGCACGAUCAAAAAGUGAACAGGCCGAUUAUGGAGCCAGUUCAGCACAAAAUGAUUCCCAAAUGGCCAUUAUUAUUGCUAAACAAUAUGGUGGUGCCGAUCUAACUGGACAAGGUUCAAUUGCACCACUUCGUCGACGAUUAUCAGAUUUUUCACAUGUUCGUCGAAUGCGUGAAGGACAACCAACACCACCAGGAACUGGACCGAAUAUGUUUGAUCAACAACAGCAGCAGCAGCAGCAACAACAACAACAACAACAACAAAAUAGUAGUGGGCAAUUUUUAAAUCCAAAAGAACCAUUCGGUGGAAGAAGAGGUUCAUUUCGAAGCCAAUUGCUCAACAACAAUUCUAAUUUAAAUAAUCAACAACAUCAGCAAGGAUAUGGCUAUCAUUCAACAGUUAAUCAACAACAACAACAAGGUUUUGGUUAUCCAAACAAUCCGAAUAAUGUACAAACAAAUCGUUUCCCAUAUCCACAACAUUCACCCACCGGUAAUAAAGAUCCAAAAGAUGUGUUUCAAACACAAGCAUUCAGUGAUCGUUUUGAUCAUUAUCAACGUAAUGAUCAAUCCCCUGAUAUAUCAUUAUCGGCACGUUAUUUGGCCGGUUCACAUACACAACUAACAGCUACACCAUCAAUGACACCAACAUUCAAUAAUUCAACAACAACAGGAUAUUCAACACCCACACCAUCACCAUCGCCAACAUUUUUUCGACCACCAUCACCAUCAUUUCAUCCACAACAUCAACAACAACAACAAAUGUAUAAUCCAAAUCUACAACCGAAUAACAUAAUAGCCACUAAACCACCAUUAUCAUUUAAUUCGAAUAUACAACAAAUUCCACCAUUAAAACCUAGAAAUCGACCCCCAUUAAACGAUGUAAAUAGUACCAAUAUUAACUAUAGCAUUGAUAAAAGUCAUAAUAAUAAUGAUAAUAAUAACAAUCCGGAUGUUGGUGUACGACAUUUACGUACGGCAUCAUUAUAUCGGCCAGGUACACAACAACAACAACAACAUCAACAACAGCAACAGCAUUUGAAUCCAUCCAGUUCCGGUGGUUUCAAACGUAAACCAUCUUUACAGCCAAAUGUAUCAAGACAAUUAAGUAAACCAUUAAUGUCACGUGAAGAGGCAUCAAUAUUAUCACAUCAACAACGUGAACAACGUCGUAUUGAACAAGAAUAUCGUGAACGUUUAUCACAGAAUCCAUUAUUAUAUUUAUGGUCACCUAGUUUUAUAAAUUGGUUAAAUAGACAAAAAUUGGUCAUUCUUGUAUUUUUAAUCAAUGUAUCGAUAGCCUAUCUAUUCAUAAGGAUGAUUGUGUCAUAAUAAGAAUUUUAAAUAAAUUUUAAAUUUUUGAAUAUACUAAAAUUUAAUUUGUAAAUCUAUUGUCCCUUUAAAAAAAUAUGCUCAGAUCAGAUCAUAUAUGUUUGUGAGACAAAAAUUUUAUUUAUUCUAAAAAAAUUAAAAUGAAUAUAUAUG
Messenger RNA from Dermatophagoides farinae (American house dust mite), 3336 nucleotides. It is a transcript of the gene jp, whose product is annotated as junctophilin. The record is from RefSeq and is a predicted model, not a curated record. Gene Ontology annotation, cellular component: plasma membrane; junctional membrane complex; endoplasmic reticulum membrane. NCBI's taxonomy places the organism in Eukaryota, Metazoa, Arthropoda, Arachnida, Sarcoptiformes, Pyroglyphidae.